AUGCCAAAAGUCAUACGCCGUCCAUACCAUGGCUUAGGUUUUGCAUCGCCUCGUAAGACUUCGCGCCGUAGACUCGCCUCAACGCCCGUCGCGGCGUCACCUCUCGGCAAAUCCGCUCCCGGCGUCGCCUUGCCGCAAAUACGCACGCGACGUCGCCUCGCCGCUAAUACGCACGCGGCGUCGCCUCGCCUCAAAUACGCACGCGGCGUCGCCUCGCCGCAAAUACGCACGCGGCGUCGCCUCGCCGCAAAUACGCACGCUUCGUCCCCUCGCCGCAAAUAUGCAGCGGCGACGCCUCGUCGCAAAUCCGCUCGCAGCGUUGACUCGUCGCAACACGAUGCCUCUUCACGCCACCGCGAUCACGCUGGCCGUGCCACACGCUGCGGCCCUCGUGCUCCUCCCAAUAAACCCUUUUCGCUGCCCCCCUUUACCGCCUCCCGAUCUCCCUUUACCGCCUCCCGAUCUCCCUUUACCGCCUCCCGAUCUCCCUUUACCGCCUCCCGAUCUCCCUUUACCGCCUCCCGAUCUCCCUUCCCGUCGCCCCAUUUCCGUUCUCGCCGCCCCAUUCCCCUUUCCGCCGCCCCUUUGACCUUCCCGCCGCCGAAUUCCCCUUCCCGCCGCCCAAUUCCCCUUUUUUCUCCGCCCAAAGAACCCAUUCCUGCCGCCCAUUCUCCCCUUCCCGCCUCUCAUUCAACUCCUCCCGCCUCCCUUUCCCCCAUUCCCGCAUCCCGUUCCCCCCCCCCUUCCCGCCUCCCAUUCUCCCCUUCUUGCCUCCCAUUCUCCCCUUCUUACCUCCCAUUCUCCCCUUCCUGCCUCCCUUCUUUCCCUUAUCUCCCAUCCCUCCCUUCCCUCCCUUCCCUCCCUUCUCUCCCUUCCCUCCCUUCCCUCCCUUCUCCCCCGUCCCUCCCUUCUCCCCCGUCCCUCCCUUCUCUCCCUUCCCUCCCUUUUCUCCCUUCCCUCCUUUCUCUCCCUUCCCUCCCUUCUCUCCCUUCCCUCCCUUCUCUCCCUUCCCUCCCUUCUCUCCCUUCCCUCCCUUCUCCCCCGUCCCUCCCUUCUCCCCCGUCCCUCCCUUCUCUCCCUUCCCUCCCUUUUCUCCCUUCCCUCCUUUCUCUCCCUUCCCUCCCUUCUCUCCCUUCCCUCCCUUCUCUCCCUUCCCUCCCUUCUCUCCCUUCCCUCCCUUCUCCCCCGUCCCUCCCUUCUACCCCGUCCCUCCCUUCUCUCCCUUCCCUCCCUUUUCUCCCUUCCCUCCUUUCUCUCCCUUCCCUCCCUUCUCUCUCUUCCCUCCCUUUUCUCCCUUUCCUCCCUUCUCUCCCUUCACUCACUUCUCUCCCUUCACUCACUUCUCUCCCUUCCCUCCCUUCUCUCCCUUCCCUCCCUUCUCUCCCUUCCCUCCCUUUUCUCCCUCCUUUCUUCUCUUCCGCGCCGUGCAUUCCCAUUGUCCCCUGCCUGCCUCACAAUCUAUCCUUCCAGCCUCGCCCUUGUCGUCCUGCCUGUCAUUCCAUCUCCCCUCCCUGCAUACCCCUCUCUUCCUGUCCUCCCUUCUCUGCGCCUCUCCCCCUCACUGUGCCCCCUGCUAUACUAUUCCCUCUUGUUACCUUUCCUGCCACCCCUCCGAAGCUGAAAGCGAUCUCAAAGUGCUUUUCCUCACAUGCCUUCCAAAGCCUCCUUCUCCCCCUGAGUUCCCUCCUCCCCCUCGACCUGAUUCCUCUCGACUUCUUCCUGAUUCCCCUCAUUUUCGUCCUGAUUCCCCUCAUUUUCGUCCUGAUUCUCCUCAUUUUCUUCCUGAUUCCCCUCAUUUUCGUCCUGAUUCCCCUCAUUUUCGUCCUGAUUCUCCUCAUUUUCUUCCUGAUUCCCCUCAUUUUCUUCCUGAUUCCCCUCAUUUUCUUCCUGAUUCCCCUCAUUUUCUUCCUGAUUCCCCUCAUUUUCUUCCUGAUUCCCCUCAUUUUCUUCCUGAUUCCCCUCAUUUUCUUCCUGAUUCCCCUCAUUUUCUUCCUGAUUCCCCUCAUUUUCUUCCUGAUUCCCCUCAUUUUCUCCCUGGUUCCCCUCAUUUUCACCCUGACUCCCCUCUUCUUCAUCCUAAUUCCCAUCAUUUUCUCCAUGAUUCCUCUCAUCACAGCUUGUGGUUGA
Closterium sp. Yama58-4 is the source of this 2127-nucleotide messenger RNA. The record is from the annotation of a GenBank genome assembly. Lineage: Eukaryota; Viridiplantae; Streptophyta; Zygnematophyceae; Desmidiales; Closteriaceae.